Messenger RNA from Miscanthus lutarioriparius, 783 nucleotides. The record is from the annotation of a GenBank genome assembly. NCBI's taxonomy places the organism in Eukaryota, Viridiplantae, Streptophyta, Magnoliopsida, Poales, Poaceae.
AUGGCCACCAACUGCUGCACCGCCGCCAGGGCCAGGCGUCUCUCGGACAUGCUGCGGGAGCAGCAGGAGCCGCCCUUCCUCCUCCUCCACCUGCUCCUCCAAGACAACGACGACGACAGCGCCACGCCGGCCCGCACGCCCGCCGCCGCGAGGAGGAGGCUGCUGCGCGGGAGCACGGCCACCGUCACCAAGCUGGCUCUGCGCUGGGCGGACGACCUCCUCGCCGGCUGCUUCCCGUGCGCCGCCACGCGCCAGAGGUUCCGCCGCUUGCAGCGCGCCGACCACGGAGACGUCGUCGCUCCCGCUGACCACUACGACCGCGGCGGCGGUGCCGUUGACUGCGGGAGGCAGCAGCUCAGCCCUGUGUCCGUCCUGGACCUGCACUCCGACGACGGCGAGUCGUCGCCCGUGCCCAGCCACCGGGAUGAGCACAGCGACGACGAUGGCAAUGGCAAGCCAUCGACCUCAGGCUCAGCGACAGGGACCUCGCCGCCAUCCAUCGACCUCUCCGGCAAGAUCCCCGCAACGGAGGAGAGGUUUCAGAAGAAGUGCGCCGCGUUCGCGUCUGCCUUGCAGUGGGAGAGCGUCGCGGCGGACAUCUCCCGGAUCCCGAGCCUGGUGGAGCUCGACUUGUCAGCGCCUCCGCGGGACGACUGGCGCCGCCUCGUCGGCGGCGGCGGGGAAGAGGAGGCCCGGCAGUUGGUUCAGAGCAUCGAGGCCAUCAUCUUCGAGGAGGUUAGGUGGGAGGCCGUCCGUGACAUGGUCUGCUCGCCACAACACUGA